This is a messenger RNA of Nematolebias whitei (Rio pearlfish), 2189 nucleotides long. RefSeq names its product protein inhibitor of activated STAT, 4a (gene pias4a). The record is from RefSeq and is a predicted model, not a curated record. Gene Ontology annotation, biological process: protein sumoylation; regulation of transcription by RNA polymerase II. NCBI's taxonomy places the organism in Eukaryota, Metazoa, Chordata, Actinopteri, Cyprinodontiformes, Rivulidae. The coding region runs from base 21 to 1544 and encodes 507 amino acids. The transcript is spliced from 11 exons. Gene Ontology annotation, molecular function: transcription coregulator activity; SUMO ligase activity; zinc ion binding.
CGCGGUACCGCUGCACGAAGAUGGCGGCCGAACUGGUGGAGGCGAUGAACAUGGUGAAAAGUUUCCGGGUUUCAGACCUGCAGACGCUGCUGGCCUCAAUGGGUCGCAGCAAAAGUGGCCUGAAGCAGGACCUGGUGGGGCGAGCUCUGAGGCUAGUGCAGACGGAAUACAGCCCAGAACUGCUGAAGAAUGUCAGGCAGCUGUAUGAGUCACGCUUCCCCAAAGCAUCUGGUUGGCUGCCAGCGCGGCGUCCUGAUGGACUUCCAGUUCCAUACACAUCUCUCAGCUCCUCCACCACCACCACCUCACAGGGCACAGACUACCUCAAUGGGAUUUCGAAACCGCUCCUUGCCCCACGAGCAGAGGUCAAGCUGACUCCUCUGCCCUUCUACCAAACCUUAGAGACACUGCUGCCACCGACAGAUCUGAUUUCCCAUAACAAUGAAAAACUACAAGACAGUCAGUGCAUCUUUGAACUGACACCAAACCAAGCAGACCAGCUCAGAAAUGCCAGUGAACUUCGUCCAGGAAUGCGAUCAAUCCAAGUGGUUCUCAGAAUCUGUUACUCUGACGCUGUUGGCAUUCAAGAAGACCAGUAUCCUCCAAACAUUGCUGUCAAAGUGAACCAGUCCUACUGUCACGUACCGGGAUAUUACCCUUCUAAUAAACCAGGAGUUGAACCACGUCGUCCCUGUCGCCCCAUAAACAUCACACCUUGGUUGCAUCUCUCCAGUGUUGCUAACAGAGUCACCAUCACCUGGGGAAACUUUGGCAAGCGUUACUCUGUCGCGGUGUAUCUAGUGAGGGUCUUCACCGCAGCAGACCUCUUCAACCAGCUAAAGCUCUGCUCUGUUGAAAAUCCAGAACGCUGUCGUGAACGCAUUCAAGAUAAACUUCGAUUUGAUCCUGAGAGCGAAAUUGCGACCACCGGCCUCAGAGUCUCUUUAAUCUGUCCACUGGUGAAGAUGCGACUCGGUGUGCCGUGCAGAGUUUUAACUUGCGCCCAUCUUCAGUGCUUCGACGCAGUCUUCUUCCUGCAGAUGAAUGAGAAGAAGCCCACGUGGACUUGCCCCGUCUGCGACAAGCCUGCUCCCUUUGAGCUGCUCACCAUUGAUGGGUUAUUAUCGGAGAUUCUGAAAGAGACAAGUGAGGACAUCGAGGAGAUCGAGUACUUAACAGAUGGCUCCUGGCGACCCAUCAAAGAUGAGAAGGAGCGGGAGAGGGAAAGAGAACGCAGCAACACACCAGAGUACCCUGUUGUUGAUAUAUGCAUUCCUGAAGCAAACGGACAUUCGCCAGCCCACAGCAGCACCAGUCUGACGGGCAGAUCUGGAAGCAGUUCACUGGGGGCGACUGGAGUCGCGGCAGGACCCACAGGGGCACCAGGAGGAGGUGCAGUGGUAGAUCUAACUCUAGACUCCUCCUCUGAGGAGGAGGGAGGAGGGGCUGAAGGGGACAGUGAGGACACUGAGGACAGCGCCGACAGUCCCACCCCUAAGAGAGGUCGAUACAACUUCGACAAGGACCUGGUCACUGCCUACUGACCCUGCAGCUUUGUCCCCUCACAAACUGACUCGCAGAGCUGCAGGGGACUUCACGAAACCGAGGACAGGAACACGGUAAUCCCCUAGAUGCAACAACCCUCCCCACUCCUCAAAUAUCAGAGCCUUUUUAGCAGCUCUAGAAUAAAUCCAGACAACACAAACACUCAGAUAUGCUCUGUCGAUGACUCUUCAGCUUAGAGUGACAAGGAUUGUGUCUUUGCACUGCACAUUUCUGGAAGCAGCUCUUUUUGGCCAGUCGGCUCCUCGCAGCGAGUACCAACCUGCCACUUUUAAAGAGGCCGACUGGAUUUAGCACCCCACCACCACCACCUCCUCCAUUUCUUACUCCUCUCUUUCCAGACUAUUCCCUCUGUCCAUAUUUCUUUGUAUAGACUUCAGCUACGGGCUCUUUUAGCCACAGGUUAGUGUUUGCAUCUGACUUUUGUCUGACAAGGUAAAAUUAGAAGAUUUAGGGUGAAGGUGAAAUAGUAAAAACGAGAAGAUGUGAGUAAUUUGGAAGGGCCUGGCAGAAAUAUCUCAAGUGUGAUAGAAGUUUAAAAAUUUACAUUUUGGGUUCUUUUAAUUUUGUUUUGUCCAUGGAUAAAGAGAACCUACCUCAGUCAUAAAAACUUAGCAGACUGACCA